AUGCGCUACAGUGUAAAAUUGGCGGGUUAGUUAAUUUAUUUAGAGGGAAACUAAAUUCAUAUAUCUUUAUUUUUGUCCUACUUCUUUCUCGUGUUCUCCUCUAUCUCGCCCAAAUCACUCUUCCUCUGAUAGCUUCUCUCAUCUUUAUCAUGUUCAUUUUCUCUUACAUCUAGAUUCUAAUUAGUGUAGAGCUCAGCAAACGUGGCAGCAUCGAAGAAGCAGUAGUAGAGAAGAACGCUCCAAACCCCAAUGGUGAAGAAGACUAUUGGAGUUGUAGGAACCGAGUCUUUUCAGAGACCCAUUUGGAAAUGCUUCUCUUUUGAAGAAAUCUGUGAGGGCACCGAUGGUUUCAGCUCCGAUAAUUUGGUUGGAAAAGGAGGCUAUGUAGAGGUAUAUAAAGGAUUUUUGAGAAAUGGAGACGAAAUAGUUGUGAAAAGGCUCACGAAAACAGCUUCGGAUGAGAGAAAAGAGAAAGAGUUUUUGACUGAGAUUGGAACCAUUGGCCAUGUCCACCAUAGAAAUGUUUUAUCACUCCUUUGUUGUUGUAUUGACAGUGGUCUUUACCCCAUUUUCCAAUUCUCAUCCAUAGGAUCUGUUGCUUCUCUUCUCCAUGGUGAGAAUUUAACACCUAUGGAUUGGAAAACACAGUAUAACAUAGCCAUUGGUACCAUUUUCAUUUUCUUGAAGCUAAAGACAGCGAAAUACCGAAGCCAAGAUCUGAAAAAAAGAAAAGAAAAUAAAGGAAAGGGUCACACUACAAUACUCCAAUUUCAAUCCUCUUUAAGCCAUAACCUAAGGCCCUUCUCUUGCUCCGACUUAGCCCUUCACCUUCACAAUGAAUAAGCAACACGCUAACUGGUCCCCCUACGACAACAAUGGCAGAUCCUGUGUGGCAAUCGCAGGAGCCAAUUACUGUGUGAUCACUGCCGAUACUCGGAUGUCGACUGGUUAUAAUGUUCUUACUCGGGAUUACUCAAAAAUUUGUAAACUAUACGCUUCUCUCCCACUCUUAAUAGAUAUUUACUUGCUAAGAUUUCACCUAGGAGAGUUUUUUGAGUAGGAAACACAGGCUUUAGCCUGAACGAAUGCUUUACUAUACUUAUUGGACUGUUGGGUAAUGAUUAUAAUUAUUUCCUUGAAAAAGGGAUGUAGUGCGUUUGUGGUCGCCAAAUUCGUAUUUGAACUGUGGCAGCAGACUCAAUAUACUAAACAUUUAAUAUUUGGUUUAUGUAAAAAUAAAGUUGUAGUUCUGGGUUCCGUUUUACACUUUGUUGAGUGGAACCUCAUUUGGAUUAUUUGGUAGCAAGAUAUAUGUAUAUAUGUAUUUAUG
Messenger RNA from Humulus lupulus (European hop), 1330 nucleotides. Its product is annotated as probable receptor-like serine/threonine-protein kinase At5g57670. Gene Ontology annotation, molecular function: ATP binding; protein kinase activity. The record is from RefSeq and is a predicted model, not a curated record. Lineage: Eukaryota; Viridiplantae; Streptophyta; Magnoliopsida; Rosales; Cannabaceae. The transcript has 3 exons. Bases 250 to 843 code for a protein of 197 amino acids. Gene Ontology annotation, biological process: protein phosphorylation.